Lepidothrix coronata (blue-crowned manakin) is the source of this 551-nucleotide messenger RNA. It is a transcript of the gene CUNH1orf50, whose product is annotated as chromosome unknown C1orf50 homolog. The record is from RefSeq and is a predicted model, not a curated record. The transcript is spliced from 3 exons. The coding region runs from base 1 to 402 and encodes 133 amino acids. NCBI's taxonomy places the organism in Eukaryota, Metazoa, Chordata, Aves, Passeriformes, Pipridae.
AUGGCGGAGGGAGGCGCGGAGCCCGGGCAUGGCGGCGCCGGCCCUGGGCUGGCCCUGGCCCUGGUGGAGGGCAGCGCCGGCCGCGCCGCCCGCGUCGGGGACCCCGACGACCUGGUGGCCCUGGCGCGGCAGGUGCAGCAGCCAGGAAACAUUUACUACAUGUACAGGAGGGAGAGUGGGCAGCGAUACUUCUCCAUCCUGUCUCCUAAGGAAUGGGGAACCACUCCCCACGAAUUUCUCGGUGCCUAUAAGCUCCAGCACGACAUGUCCUGGACUCCAUUUGAGGACAUUGAGAGACGAGAUGCAGAAAUAGCCAUCCUGGAGAAGCUGCUGAGCCGGCAGGCAGCACUGCCCCCCUGCACAGAGCCCAACUUCCAGGGCCUGACCAAGUCACAGGAGUGACCACACGGGACCCCCUGAGCAGAGUCCCUGUGUGAGGGGACACAGGGCCUGGGCGCUGCCAAAGGCAGGGCAAGGAAAGAGCCCAAGAAACAGAAAUGCUGAUUGCUCUGUGCUUUAAGGACACUAAUUAUGUAUUCAAUCCUACUGGA